Messenger RNA from Haliotis rufescens (red abalone), 2964 nucleotides. Its product is annotated as protein phosphatase 1 regulatory subunit 12A-like. Gene Ontology annotation, molecular function: protein binding. Lineage: Eukaryota; Metazoa; Mollusca; Gastropoda; Lepetellida; Haliotidae. Bases 310 to 2712 code for a protein of 800 amino acids. The transcript has 4 exons. The record is from RefSeq and is a predicted model, not a curated record.
UCCGUGUUGGCCGCCUCCAAGUCGCGGGAAGGGGGGAGGGAAUGUGUGCGCUCUGGCGUUCUGCAGUGAAGUUGUGGGGGACGUCGUGACAUCCCACAAGCCAAGUGGAUUAGAGAGUGCAUCACCAGAGUUUAAUCCAAGGAUUACCUUCCGAUUUUGGCCAGCUGACAAUAUUUCUAGACUCGUGGCUACCACAUCUGUGGGAACGAGCUGCCGGAGUCCCUCUGUUGCGGGCAGCCACAGACAGCCUUAAAACGAUUGAAGACCGAAAUGAAGAGGCACAAGACGACAUUCUGAUUGGCUGAAACUAUGGAAUCAAAGGAAAAAGAUAGGCUGCCCCCAAACGGGAUAAUGAGCUUCACCUUGUUUGUUAUACUUCCAACGGAAGACGUCUGCUCGCUUCGAAACCUUGCGUCAGGUGUCACUAUACGCGAGUUAAGAUGUCGUCUGGAGCUGAUGGCGGGGAUUCCCGCACAGAUAUACCGCUUGGUUUGUUCUGAUGAUGUGGCACUGCACGAAGAACACCGACUGGUGCUGGACAAGAAUGUGUGGGACGGGUUCAUCGUACGGAUCCAGCUCCAUGAUAGUUGGCUGCGUCUUUUUAAGGCUGUUCUGGCAGACGACGUUGAUCACGUGAUUCACCAUGGCGCCGUGAACUUUCAGAAUCAGAAAGUCGCCAACCCUGACGAAGAAGGCAAGUUCAAGGACAUCAUGCAGGAACGAGGCUUCGUGUCGUUGUUCAUCGCGAGCUACUACGGCCAUCUGAAGAUGUGCCAGACGCUACUGUCUCUCGGUGUGAGUGUGAACGGAAGAACGCCAUUUAAACGAACACCACUGCACGCAGCGGUCAGUCGGGACCAAGACCAUGUCAUGGACGUUUUGAUCCAGCAUGGCGGAUCUGUUGAGGUCAAGGACGCGGUGGGAGAUACUGUAGAGAUUGUAGCAAGAAAAUGUUUCGCUAAACAGUGUGUCAGGAAAUUACGAGUUCUGAAGUUACAAGGCUCUACUACGAAUGGAUAUGUUUCUUUGAACGGUACAAGUUCUGUAAGCUCAAACAGAAAAAUAAAACCUUUACACCCCAGUCCACCUGCUCAACAACCGCCUUCCAGACCAACCACCAGCAACAAUAAAGCUAGGCUCAUCAAACGUCAUACUGUGGCGUCAGUGAAUUUACAAUCUGUGCCACUUCCGGUUGGAGGUGACAAAGAGGAAGUGACGUCAUCGCAUCAACAUUUCAUGUGGGAUACCGAUACUCGUGACGGACGCAGUUCUAGUGCUUCUAGGUACCGUUUAGGACCCCCCAGCAAUAAUCACGUGAUGCCGAGAAUUGGAACGGCUAGUUCUAAAUAUAGUGUGUCGUGGGAUGACUCGACUCCUCGCACCCCCGGGCGGCACACCCCCAACAGACAUGGAUCGCUUCCUCAAAAACAGUCCAUACUCAAAAACAAGGGAGAGAACUUUGCCACUGUUCCUCCGCGAAAGUCAGUGAGCAGGGGCUAUUCGAGUACAAUACAUAUGUCCUCCCCACCCCGUGCCCCAAGUGAACAUGGCAGUCAGCUUUCCAUUGCGUCUGCUCCGGGCAUGGGUCAAGACUUUUCCGGUGGGAACAAUUCGGAUGCGCGGAGCGUGGAGAGCGCACCUGAGUUGCAGGAUGACAGUCAGAGUGCGGUUAGCAGUCGGAAAGAUUCCUCCAAACGACCAAGAACGAGGCUGUUGGUUUCACGAACUCGGACGAAUGAGUCCUGGCGGACGAUGAAGCGAAGAAUACAAAUGGCAGAGUCUAAGAAGAAAAUGGCGGGCGAUGACAAACAGAAGACGAAGGAGACGUUUGACGAAUGGCUGAACCGGAAGAGGAAACAAGAGAAGCGUGACAGCCGUGAGUCUGACUCCGAGGACAGUGUUGACAGUGACAACGAAGGCGGAAACUCUCAAGCCUACAACACCUGGCUAAAAGAGCAACGAGCGCGGCAGAUAGUCCGACCACAGACGGUCACUGUGGCCGAUCUGUACAGAAGACGGACACGGCCUCUGAAAGGACUGGUGACCGUUACUGACCACAUCGACGUACCUCUAGACCAUAAUGAAAACAUGGCGGCGCAUAGGAAAUGGCGUGAGAGGGUGAGCGGUGGUGGAGAAGAAGAGCAGAGGACAGGGUUGGAUGAGGAGAAGAAGAAGGUUGAGGAGAAGAGACAGAGCUUACUGGCCCGAGCUGUGUCAUAUGACGAAUGGAUGGUGCAUACGGAGGACCGGAAGAGGUUGAUGCAGAGGAUACUGGAGGCAAACAUGGCGGAACUGCAGAAGAUCGAGGAGGAGAAGCUGCAGAAGAGGGUGUCACGGCAGGUGUCGUACCCGCAGUGGCGGGACAAGGUAGAGAAACAGGAGACUGUGGACAGGACGCGCAGAGAACGACAGCGCAUCAAACAGGAAGAGGAGGACAAACGUCGUGGAGAUGUCCGAAACAGCGCGUGCGUUCCUCAUGACGUGUGGAUGAAGAAAAAGGAGGAAGAGAAUAAGAUGAGGAUGGAGAAGGAAAAGGAGAACGUGAGAAAGGUGAAGGUCAGAGCAAACGAGGAAAAGUCGGCUGCUUUUGAUGCAUGGUUGGAGAGGAAGCACAAGCAGGACCUGGCAGAGAUUCAAACCCAGAUCAAGCGGGAGAGAGACAUGAUCAAAGUGCUGAGAGACAGGCGACUGGCUUCGGUGUCCACUUGUUGAUACAGUAUAGGUGUCAGUGUUGGGUUUACAUAAAGCAUUGUGUCCACGUGUUCAUACAGCGUGGGAAGAGGUAAAUCAUGGUUGCAGGUAAAUUCUACACCUGUGAAUACAGUGACAGAUAGGGGUAUAGCACGUAUGAAGACUAAUUCCACUUUGUUCCACGUGGUGGUAAGUGUAGAGCAAAGGAAGAUCACGAAGUACACUAAUGUCCACUUGUGACGAACUUCGAGAACGUGAAUGUAGGAAACGAUG